This is a messenger RNA of Paraphaeosphaeria sporulosa, 1380 nucleotides long. RefSeq lists its product as uncharacterized. Gene Ontology annotation, biological process: regulation of transcription by RNA polymerase II. Gene Ontology annotation, molecular function: DNA-binding transcription factor activity, RNA polymerase II-specific; RNA polymerase II cis-regulatory region sequence-specific DNA binding. The transcript is spliced from 3 exons. Gene Ontology annotation, cellular component: chromatin. The record is from RefSeq and is a predicted model, not a curated record. NCBI's taxonomy places the organism in Eukaryota, Fungi, Ascomycota, Dothideomycetes, Pleosporales, Didymosphaeriaceae. The coding region runs from base 1 to 1380 and encodes 459 amino acids.
AUGCCCACCAAGACCGGUACAAGCAACAUGGGCCCUUCGGCUGUCUCUUCCAAUGGCUCGAGCAGUGCCAGCAGCGGUAAUUCUGAACCCGACAGCACGCCCUUUCCUCUACCAAAGUUCGACAAACCUCGGCCACACGUAUGUGAGACAUGCCAGCGCUCAUUCGCCCGCCUCGAACAUUCGAAGCGACACGAGCGGUCACAUACCAAAGAGAAACCGUUUGAAUGCCCACAGUGCACUCGUUGCUUUGCGCGGCGGGACCUGAUGUUGCGACAUCAGCAGAAGUUGCAUCAGCAGGGCGCGACUCCCUCGCGGCCACGCUCCGGUCGGAGGAAAAGUACGACCGGGCUGCCUGCCAACAGUGCCGCCAGGGUACGGAAGGACUCCGUCGCAAGCAGUGUCGGCGGUCCGUCAAGCGCCAAUUCCUCUCUGAAGCCCCGCACAAACACGAUCAGCCAUGUUGAUCCCGCUGCGCUGAACAGCCUCCUCACAUCCCACAACGCCUCGCUUGGCCACGGCAGUAACCCCGGCCAUUCAGAUCAUGCAAGCCUAUCUGGAUUAGGAGAGCCUAGCGCGUACGAUUUCCGGAGCAUGUCAAGCGUUGGUGGUGGUCAUGGACAGCAUCACGGGCUACCGAAUCUCGACACCCACCUCGGCUUCGGCAUGGGUGGCAGUCUGCAGACGGCACCCAUACUAAGGGUUGGUUCAGAUGAAUUCGAGUCAGAGCCGUAUUUUAGUCCCUCUAGCUCAACGAUAAGUCCAAAACAGUUGCAUCAUUUCAAUGCAGGCAAGGGGAACGCGCAGUCGCCGUUCAAUAUUUUCGGGAAUCCGUUCGCAGCAAAUGCUAUUGACGAAGACGGCCUCCCACGGAGUACUGGCCUAGACAGCUCGAUUAUCUUCCCAGAGCCCAACGGUGCUGUUGGCGGCGGAGCUUCUCCAUUAGCAAUAAGUACCACGAGCCAAAGCCGUCUCAGUGAACUUAUGGUGGAUGGUUCGGGGCAGACGUCGGGACAGCCGACGUCUGCACCCAUGUGGCACCAACCAUUAGUCAGACACGCAACCAUCAAUCCCACAGGUCACGCCACAAACGCUAUUCCGUCGGUGUUUGCAGAGUUUAUGAUGGACAACGAUAUAGUGUCAGCCAAUGAGCUGGCAGAUUCAGGUGUGCCGGCUGAUUUCUACAUGUCAACACGCCCAGCCUUCUCCACCAUGAGCCCUACCGCAGGUAUCCCGGUGUAUACUUAUCAGCUCUAUACCGCCGGUGGCUUUAAUCACGAUGGCAUGUUGGGUGGAGGCGGCUGCCUAAUCCUUACCAUGGCAGCCAUAAGGGCCCUUUCCGAGUUCGAACAGUCGUCGCCAAAGACCUCUUUGAGUCAGUAA